Messenger RNA from Arabis nemorensis, 2460 nucleotides. The record is from the annotation of a GenBank genome assembly. Lineage: Eukaryota; Viridiplantae; Streptophyta; Magnoliopsida; Brassicales; Brassicaceae.
AUGAAACGUUAUUGUGUCCGCUCAACAACUUUUACGACUUUACACCAGCUCCGACAAACGGCGACGGCGACGGUACCGGCGAGAUUUCGUAUUGAUGCUCGGAUUAUCAAAACUGGGUUCGACACAGAUACGUGUCGUUCCAAUUUUAUCGUCGAGGAGCUUCUCCGGAAAGGUCAAGUUUUUGCUGCACGCAAGUUGUUCGAUGAAAUGCCCCAGAAGAACACUGUGUCCACUAAUACGAUGAUUUCCGGUUACGUCAAGUCUGGUGAUAUUUCCAGCGCGCGAGAGCUGUUUGACGCAAUGGUUGAUAGAACUGUUGUGACUUGGACUAUCUUGAUGGGUUGGUACGCCAGGAACAACCAGUUCGAUGAAUCUUUCAAGCUUUUCCGUGAGAUGUGCAGGUCUUGUACUCUUCCUGAUCAUGUGACCUUCGCUACGCUUUUACCAGGCUGCAAUGACGAGGUUCCCGAGAAUGCGGUGUCUCAAGUUCAUGCAUUUGCAGUGAAGUUAGGCUUUGAUAGGAACCCUUUUCUCACUGUUUGUAAUGUUUUGGUUAAGUCUUACUGUGAGAUAGGGAGACGUGAUUCGGCGUGUGUGGUGUUUGAGCAGAUUCAAGAGAAGGACUCUGUCACGUUCAACACGCUUAUUACAGGGUACGAGAAGGAUGGUUUGUACAUGGAGGCGAUUCAUCUCUUUGUCGAAAUGCAGCAGUCGGGUCACAAGCCUUCGGAUUUCACAUUUUCAGGGGUUCUCAAGGCAGUUGUUGGGCUACAUGAUUUUGUUCUUGGUCAGCAACUCCAUUGUCUGGCAGUUACUACCGGCUUUUCCAGGGAUGUGUCUGUUGGGAAUCAAAUUCUUGAUUUCUACUCCAAACAUGAUCGGGUUCUUGAAACUAGGAAUCUUUUUAAUGAAAUGCCUGAGUUGGAUUUUGUUUCUUACAAUGUGGUCAUCUCAAGCUAUUCACAGGCUGAGCAAUACGAGGAAUCCUUGAAAUUGUUCAGAGAAAUGCAGUGCAUGGGGUUUGAUCGGAGAAACCUCCCUUUUGCGACAGUGCUGAGCAUCGCAGCUAACUUUUCAUCCUUGCAGAUGGGUCGACAAGUGCACUGCCAGGCAAUCGUUGCAAUGGCUGAUUCGGUUCCUCAUGUUGGGAAUUCUUUAGUAGAUAUGUACGCAAAGUGCGAAAUGUUUGAGGAAGCUGAGUUGAUAUUCAAGAGGUUAUCACAACAGAGCACUGUUUCAUGGACUGCCUUGAUCUCAGGUUAUGUUCAGAAAGGUCUUCAUGAAGCUGGGCUUAAGCUGUUCACCAAGAUGCGAGGAGCAAAUUUACGAGCAGACCAAUCAACUUUUGCUACUGUAUUGAGAGCUUCCGCUAGUUUCGCUUCUUUGUUGCUGGGGAAACAACUCCACGCAUUCAUAAUCAGAUCAGGGAACUCGGAAAACGUGUUCUCCGGAUGUGGACUGGUUGAUAUGUACGCCAAGUCUGGCUCUAUCAAAGAUGCAGUUCAAGUAUUCGAAGAGAUGCCUGAUAGAAAUGCAGUUUGUUGGAAUGCUUUGAUUUCAGCAUAUGCUGAUAAUGGAGAUGGAGAAGCAGCCAUUGGUGCAUUUACAAAUAUGAUUCACUCAGGUCUCCAGCCAGAUCCAGUCAGCGUCUUGGGCGUCUUGACUGCAUGUAGUCACUGUGGAUUUGUUGAACAAGGAACAGAAUAUUUCCAGGCAAUGUCUCGGAUCUACGGGAUGACUCCAAAGAGAAAACACUAUGCGUGCAUGCUGGAUUUGCUUGUUAGAAACGGAAGAUUCGCAGAAGCAGAGAAGCUGAUGGGUGAAAUGCCCUUUGAGCCAGAUGAAAUCAUGUGGUCGUCAGUGUUGAAUGCAUGUCGGAUUCACAAGAAUCAAGGUCUUGCUGAGAGAGCAGCAGAUCAGCUCUUUGGUAUGGAGAAGCUAAGGGAUGCUGCUGCGUAUAAAAGCAUGUCCAAUAUCUAUGCAGCGGCUGGGGAAUGGGAGAGUGUUAGUCAUGUAAUGAAAGCGAUGCGCGAACGUGGCAUCAAGAAGGUUCCAGCUUAUAGCUGGGUUGAAGUAAACCUUAAGAUUCAUGUGUUCUCAUCGAAUGACAAGACACACCCGAAAGGAGAUGAGAUCGUGAGAAAGAUCAAUGAAUUGACAGCUGAGAUUGAAAGAGAAGGAUACAAGCCUGACACGAGUUGGGUAGCACAAGACAUAGAUGAGCAGAUGAAGAUUGAGUCGCUUAAGUUCCACAGUGAACGUUUAGCUGUUGCAUUUGCUCUUAUCAGUACACCAGAAGGGUGUCCGAUCGUUGUGAUGAAGAACUUGAGGGCCUGCAGGGAUUGCCACGCUGCAAUAAAACUAAUAUCGAAGAUUGUAAAGAGGGAGAUAACUAUAAGGGACUCAAGAAGAUUCCAUCACUUUAGGGAUGGAAUCUGUUCUUGUGGGGAUUACUGGUGA